AUGGAAGCCACGAUGAAACGCGUGACGAAGAUUUACAUUAACGGACUAAAGAGAGAAAUCAGCCAUAUGAUACUUACCAGUAAAUCAAACACACUUGUUGAAGCCGAAAAUGAACGGGAAAUAAGAAGAUUUGACGAACAAACAAAGCCGAUGCAACGCCCUAUCGAGCGACAAGCUAUACAACCAGCACCGCGACCAACACCGACCGCUGCAAGAUCAGACGUUUACCGACAGAUAGAACGCCAACCUCUAGCACAAAGAGCUCAACUAAAGUGUUUGAAAUGUGGAAAAAUCGGACAUAGCGCAAACCAAUGCGAAAAUUUUCGAAGUCCCGGCCAACAAAACAAGCCACCACCGAGAAUAAACAACACGACACUGAAAGAAUCAGACUCAACGCAACCACAGGAGAAUAACUCCACCAACUACCUACAAUUCAACACGGAGGAAGAACAUACCUCGUAG
Messenger RNA from Heterotrigona itama, 462 nucleotides. The record is from the annotation of a GenBank genome assembly. NCBI's taxonomy places the organism in Eukaryota, Metazoa, Arthropoda, Insecta, Hymenoptera, Apidae.